Arachis ipaensis is the source of this 1683-nucleotide messenger RNA. RefSeq lists its product as uncharacterized. The record is from RefSeq and is a predicted model, not a curated record. NCBI's taxonomy places the organism in Eukaryota, Viridiplantae, Streptophyta, Magnoliopsida, Fabales, Fabaceae.
AUGGCCGAAAAAAUUGACCGUGGGGUGAACAAUGGGACUGCUCCUCUAAUUUUUAAGCUUGGGGGUCAAAACUACCAUAGCAUUGGUAGCUUACUUUCUCCUGAUAGUUUGCGACUAACAUUUGCCCAGCUAUAUAUCUAUGACACAGAAAAUGAGAUUGAUAAUCGAAUAGGCACACUUCGUUCCAAUGAAGCUAUAAAUGAGUGGGAUAGGGAAAUUGUGGCAAUAUUAAGAAAUAUGCUAGACAAAUAUAAUAGUUUGGCAAAGAGUUUUCGCUAUGCAAGAGAUAGGUACAAACAGAAAAAUUGCACAAACAUAAAGUUUAAGUUGAUUAGUAAAAGGACUACAGAUGGCAGGACAUACAACUUACCAUCUGCAUCCGAGGUGGCUGCAUUGAUUGUUGGUGAUGUCGAACAACUUAGCAAAGAUAGAGAUAUUAUUAUAGAGAGUCAAUCUAGAAAGCUCCAGCGGAUUGAUGUUUUUCAUCCAUCUUAUUUAGCCUUGCAAUAUCCAUUGUUGUUUCUGUAUGGGGAGGAUGGAUUUCGUUUGGGUAUUGCAACAUCAGAUUCUAUCUCCGCUAGGCCUACAAAGAAAAACAAAACAAUCACUUUGCGACAAUUCUUUGCUUUUCGACUACAGAAAAGGACGAGUGAAUCUCCAUUAAUUCUGAGAUCAAAGAGAUUAUUCCAACAGUUUCUAGUAGAUGCCUACACAAUAGUGGAAUCAGAGAGGUUAAAAUUCUUUAGGUGUAAACAACCACAGUUGAGGGUUGAUAAAUACAAAUGUUUGCAUGAAAGUCUUAUAAAUGGGGAUGUAGAUGCUGCAAGGCUUGGCAAAAGAAUCAUUCUUCCCAGUACUUUUACCGGUGGACCUAGAUAUGCAGGAUAUCCUAGCUAUUUUAUUACCAUAACCUGUAACCCUGAAUGGGAUGAGAUAAGAAGAGAAGUGACUCCCAUUGGAUUGAAGGCAGAAGACCGUCUUGAUAUAUUAUGUCAAGUUUUCAAGAUCAAGCUUGAUGGUUUGAUUGAUGACCUAAAAGAGGGAAAAAUAUUUGGCAAAAUUUUGGGAUAUGUUUGCACUGUAGAGUUUCAAAAGAGAGGGCUUCCGCAUGCACAUAUCCUUUUAUUCAUGAGUAAUGAGUUCAAGCCACAAACACCAGAUGACAUAGACAAAUAUAUAACAACUGAGAUUCCUAAUGAAAAUGAAAGGCCAAAUCUAUAUGGAGCUGUUCAAAAUUACAUGGUACAUGGUCCAUGUGGUCCGUACAACAAGAAUUUACCUUGCAUGAAGAAUGGAUCUUGUUCAAAGUUCUAUUCUAAAGAGUUUAGACAACGAACACUCAUUGAUGAGGCCAGAUUUUCCAAAUAUAGGCGUACUGAUAACGGUCAAACAAUGAAGAAAAGGGAAUGUGUACUAGACAAUAAGUUCAUUGUUUCGUAUAAUCCAGAAUUGUUGCUCAAGUUCGGGUGCCACAUAAAUGUGGAAUACACAUGCCAAAAAAGUUCUAUUAAGUAUCUGUUUAAGUAUGUACACAAGGAUAAUGACUGCGUAACAGCUACUCUAUACAAUGCUGGUGAUCCAUCAGAAGCCACACAAGUUGUUGACAAAAUUAGGAAUUACUAUGAUUGUAGGUACAUUUUGACAUGUGAGGCAGUCUGGCGUCUAUUUGGAUACGAAAUCUAA